Hyposmocoma kahamanoa is the source of this 2469-nucleotide messenger RNA. RefSeq names its product endoplasmin (gene Gp93). The coding region runs from base 16 to 2343 and encodes 775 amino acids. Gene Ontology annotation, biological process: protein folding. The transcript is spliced from 11 exons. Lineage: Eukaryota; Metazoa; Arthropoda; Insecta; Lepidoptera; Cosmopterigidae. The record is from RefSeq and is a predicted model, not a curated record. Gene Ontology annotation, molecular function: ATP binding; ATP hydrolysis activity; ATP-dependent protein folding chaperone.
CGUGUUGAAAGGGCAAUGAAAUAUCUCAUAGUCUUAGGAGCGGCGGUCCUACUACUUACAGCAGGAUGCGCGGCGCAGGAGGAGACGAGUUCCCCCACAGUGGAUGCUGAUUUGGGUGCAUCACGCGAGGGUUCCCGCACUGAUGCGGAGGCGGUAUCGCGGGAGGCGGAGGCCAUCUCUCCGGACGGGUUGACGGCAGCGCAGCAGCGCGAACUGCUCGCACGCGCACAGAACUAUACCUUCCAGACGGAAGUGAACCGCAUGAUGAAGCUCAUUAUCAACUCACUCUACAGAAACAAAGAGAUAUUCUUGCGGGAGCUGAUUUCCAACGGGUCCGACGCCCUUGAUAAAAUCCGGCUUCUGUCGCUGACGGACCGCGACGUGCUGACCGCAACCAACGACAUGAGCAUACGCAUCAAGGCGGAGCCGGAGAAGCGGCUGCUUCACAUCAUCGACACGGGGAUCGGCAUGACGCGCCUCGAUCUGAUUAACAACCUCGGUACCAUCGCCAAAUCCGGCACCGCGGACUUUCUUUCUAAGAUGCAAGACGUCGAGACGAGCGGCGCGCAGGAGAUGAACGACAUGAUCGGCCAGUUCGGCGUGGGAUUCUACUCGGCGUUCCUGGUAGCCGACCGCGUCACGGUGGUGACCAAGCACAACGACGACAAGCAAUAUGUGUGGGAAUCGGACGCCAACUCCUUCAGCGUGGCCGAGGACCCCCGCGGGAACACGCUCCAGCGCGGCACGCACAUCACAUUGCACUUGAAGGAGGAAGCCGCCGACUACCUGCAAGCCGACACGAUCCGCUCGCUCGUGAAGAAGUACUCGCAGUUCAUCAACUUCCCCAUCUACAUGUGGGCGUCGCACACCGAGACGGUCGAGGAGCCCGACGACGAGCCCGCGCCCGCCGACGACGCCGACGAGGACGCGCAGGUGGAGGACGCCGAUGACAAGCCGGAGAAGAAAAAAACGGAGAAGACGGUGUGGGACUGGGAGCUGAUGAACGACAACAAGCCCAUUUGGACGCGCAAGCCCUCCGAGGUCCCCGAGGAGGAGUACACGCAGUUCUACAAGAGCCUCACUAAGGACACCUCGGCGCCGCUAGCCAAGGCGCACUUCGUGGCCGAGGGCGAGGUGACGUUCCGCGCGUUGCUGUUCGUGCCGCGCGUGCAGCCCGCCGACAGCUUCAACCGCUACGGCACCAAGACCGACCACAUCAAGCUCUACGUGCGCCGCGUCUUCAUCACCGACGAGUUCAACGACCUCAUGCCCAACUACCUGGCCUUCAUCCAGGGCAUCGUGGACUCCGACGACCUGCCGCUGAACGUGUCGCGUGAGACGCUGCAGCAGCACAAGCUCAUCAAGAUCAUCAAGAAGAAAUUGGUGCGCAAAGCGCUCGACAUGCUCAAGAAGAUCCCCGCCGACGAGUACGAGCACUUCUGGAAGGAGUACUCCACCAACAUCAAGCUCGGCGUGAUGGAGGACCCCAGCAACAGGUCGCGGCUGGCCAAGCUGCUGCGGUUCCACUCGUCGCGCAGCGAGAGCAUGACCUUCCUGGCCGACUACGUGUCGCGCAUGAAGCCCAAGCAGACGCACAUCUACUACAUCGCCGGCUCCAGCCGCGCGGAGGUGGAGAAGUCGCCCUUCGCCGAGAGGCUGGUGCGCACCGGCUACGAGGUGCUGUACCUGACGGAGGCCGUCGACGAGUACUGCCUGUCGUCGCUGCCCGAGUACGAGGGCCACAAGUUCCAGAACAUCGCCAAGGAGAUCUUCGACCUGGAGGAGGGCGAGGCGGCGCGCGCGCAGCUGGAGGAGUACAAGAAGCAGUUCGAGCCGCUGACGCGCUGGCUGGGCGACCGCCUGGGCCAGUGGGUGACGCGCGCGCAGGUGUCGCGGCGGCUGGCGCGCUCGCCGGCCGCGCUGGUGGCCACGGUCUUCGGCUGGACCGGCAACAUGGAGCGCCUGGCGCUGUCCAACGCGCACCAGAAGGCCGACGACGCGCAGCGCCGGCACCACCUCACGCAGAAGAAGAUGCUGGAGAUCAACCCGCGGCACCCCGUGGUGCGGGAGCUGCUGCGCCGCGUGCAGGACGACCCCGACAGCCCCGACGCGGCGCUGGCCGCCACCACGCUGUACCGCACGGCGGCGCUGCGCUCCGGCUACCUGCUGCAGGAGGGGCAGGCCGUGGAGUUCGCCGAGGCCGUGGAGCGCAUGCUGCAGACCUCGCUGGGGCUGCCGGCCGACGCCGCGCCCGAGGACGAGGACUUCGAGGCCGACGCCGACGACGCGCCGCCCGACGCCGACGCCGACGUCGAUGCCGACGCCGACCGCGACGAGCUGUGAGCCGGCCUCCCGCUCGCCUCCAUUCCGGGCGAGCGCCCCCGAGAUUAGCUGUACUGAUUACGUAACAAGUCUGCCCAAAAGCCGAGCGUCGGCGAAGGUCGCGGCGGCCGCGGGACCGCGCGCUCU